UUUUCGAGACAGGGUUUCUCUGUGUAGCUUUGCGCCUUUCCUGGAACUCACUUGGUAGCCCAGGCUGGCCUCGAACUCACAGAGAUCCGCCUGGCUCUGCCUCCCGAGUGCUGGGAUUAAAGGCGUGCGCCACCACCGCCCGGCUUGAUACAAAGUCUUAUUCUGUAGCCCAGGAUGGUUUCUAACUCAGAGUAAUCCUGCUGUCUCUGUCUCCUAAAUGCUGGGAUUACAGGUGUGAGCCACCAUACCUGGCUAAAUAUUUAAAAUCUAAUAAUUCUGCCUCUUCCCUGUGUUUUCUCAGGUCUGGAGUUGAGAGUUGUUCUCUGUAUUAUUUAUUUAUUUAUUUUAAGUUUCUCCAGACAGGGUUUCUCUGUGUAACCACUGUGGCUGGCUGUUCUGGAACUCACUUUCUAGACCAGGCUGGCCUCAAACUCACAGAAAUCCACCUGUCUCUGCCUCCUGAGACCUGGGAUUAAAGGCAUGCACCACCACUAUCCGGCUUUAGUUAUCUAAUUAUAUAUAUAAUUAUAUACAAUAUAUUAUAAGAUAUAUAUAAUUUAACAUAUAUACAAUAUAUAUAUUUUAAUAACCUAGCAAAAAAACUUUAAGCCUAACUUUUUCUUUUUCCUCUGAGACAGGGCUUCUCUGGGUAGCCUCAGCUGUCCUGGAAUUCACUCUGUAGAUCAGGUGGGCCUCAAAUAUAGAGAUCCACCUGCCUCUGCCUCCAGAGUUCAGGAGUGCUAGGAUUAAAGGUGUGCGCCACCGCUGCCUGGCUGCCUAAUUGUAACUAGCUGCAUUUUGUGGUGUAGUCUUCUUUUACUCAAGGUAUUUGUUGUUUGGGUCUUCUCGGUCUUUUAGUAGGGCCACGGAGAUGACUCUGGAUAAGGAUGCUUGCUGCCACACCUGAUAACCUGUGAGAACUGACUCCUUCACGUUAUCCGCUGACCGCCACACAUGUACCCAAAUAGAUAAAUGUGCUAAAAACUUGGUGGUGUAUUUAAAAUCCAGGCUAUGUUUCAGGGCUAGGAUCUGGUCUUACUUUAUUGGCAAGCUGUCCUGUUAGACUGUUUACUGUUUCAGGAUGCUGGUCUUCCUGUGCACAGGUAAGUAGUCAGUGUGAAACAGCUUCUGUCAGUCACGGGCGAUAGCACUGCUUUCCAGGGUGGAUGAAGGCAUGCAGAGGGCCCGCUGGAAAGGCUGCGACUUUGAAAGCAUCGUUAGCUGGACAGAGUUUGAAGUCAGGCAGCCUGUUGGCCCCUGCAUCUCCGUUAUGUCUUCACUGGACAAGUUGAUAACCCCUUUAAAGCUGGCCACUGUGGUGCAUCCUGUGAGUGUGGAGGACCCAAGCUUCCACUUUCAGUAGCCUGAGACUGUAGGAGGCCCUCUAGGAUCCUGGAGAGUAAAGAGAAUGGGAAAAAAAUACAGGCGAGGGGAGAAAGUGCUGCUUGGGUGACUGUUGAGUAUCUUGGCUGUGUGAUAAAUUUUCCCAGCGCACAAUAGCUUAGAACAGCAUAGCAGCUUCUCACUCAGAUUCUGGGGUUACGGGGGGAGGAACCUCGAGAGGGCUUAGCUCCAAGGUUCUGGUUCAGGUACUCUCACAGGACUGCACUCUCUGAUGGCCCGUCUGCAGCUGAAGGAUCAGUUUCGGAGCUAGCUCAUGCAUCUCCUGUUUUUCACCAUGGGUAGGCGUCCCCCCUAGGCAGUGGGUAUCUUCACAUUAAAGUAGCUGCUUCCCUCACAGUGAGUGACACAGCACGGCAGAAAAAAACAUGGCAUUAUCCACAGUCCAACUUCGGAAGUGAGGCAGCAGCUCAUUGACCCCACAGCGCAGCUGUGACAUGAUGGAGAGGCCACACGCAAACCUCAUAAUCAGUGAAAUUACUGGAACCAUCUUUUUUGUUUUUGAGACAGGGUCUCAUGUAGUCCAGGCUAGCCCUAAAUGCUGGGAUUACAGGUGAACACCACCAUGCCCAGCUCUCUGGGAACUGUCCUCAAAGUGGUUCCCCUGGUGACUUCCCCGCCUUCCUUCUCUGAAGACAUUCUAGUGAUGCUGCUGAAGGCCAGACUUGGAGAGGCAGCUGGAGAUUCGGUUUGUGAAUACUGGAAAUGUGUUGAGGAACUACCUAGAGGACUUUAGUGAGGGGGCUGCGGGGAGCACUGCUCUGGCAGAGGACUCAGGUUCAGUUCCCAGCACCCAUGUUGGGCAGCUCACAACCUUCUGUAACUCUAGCUCCAGGGGCUCUGACUCUCGGCCUCCAUGGGCACCUGCACUCAUACAUAUAUCCACUCCCCCACACACACCUAAUUAAAAACAAACAUUUUAAAAAUAAUUUGAGUUAGACCCAAUAAUAAUGUCUAUUCCCUCAACACUGAAGAGUAUAGUGGGAACAUGGAUCUGUUUGGAGAUAUAAAUGACAUUUCUUCGGAGAGUGACGUGGACCAGCGAACACCUGUCCCAAGACGGCCUGAUGUGAGUACAGGCGGCCGCAGAGUGCCUCAGAACCAGCACGUGGAACGGUGUAUUUCUGAAACCAGAAUAAAAAUAGAAAUUCCCAGCAUCAACUCUGACUUAGGGAAUGAAUUGUAUUUUGUUAAACUACCUAGAUUCCUCAGAAUAGAACCCAAACCUUUCGAUCCUCAGCUGUAUGAAGAUGAACUUGAAGGUGAGAAAGUGCUUUAUGAGGAAGACAAAACUAGCUUGAAAUUAAAGGUGGAAAAUACUAUCCGCUGGAGGGUAGGCCGGGAUGAAGAAGGAUGUAGAGUUAAAGAGAGCAACGCUCGGAUAGUCAAGUGGUCUGAUGGAAGCAUGUCCCUGCAUUUAGGCAGUGAAGUGUUUGAUAUCUACAAAGCCCCACUGCAAGACAACCACAACCAACUGUUUAUACGGGAAGACACUGGUCUCCGCGGACAAGCCAUCUUUAAGUCCAGACUUACCUUUAGACCUCACUGUACAGACAGUGCUACAUAUAAAAAGAUGACCCUGUCAUCUGGGAGCAGAAGUUCAAAGACACAGAUUAGAAUCUUACCGAUGGCUGGUCGUGACCCUGAGUGGCCACGCACAGAUUUGAUUCAGGUAUGUCUGAAAAAAGAACGCUUGAGGGUGUCUACUCAACGGAACUUCCGCUCGAAGAGGAAGAACCAGCCAGCUCCAAGUUCCACCAUCCAGCAGCCUGACGGUGAUGACGAGGAAGAGAAGGAAGAGGAAGAGGAAGACAAGGCCUCCCGACUAGUUACCAUUAAAAACCAUUACCGAGGAGCAGUCCACGAGGAACAAGCUCUGUCUUCCUCAGACGGCGAUGACGAUGAAGGAUCUGAAGAAGAUAAGGCCGGAAGAGUACUUAAAGCAAAGAAACACGCAAUGAAUCCUCCAGAAAGAGACCAAGGGUUGAAGAGGAAGAAUGAAGUGUGAAAUGAAAUGUGCGUUGGUGUCUAUCCUUAAAUAGUCCUCGGUUUCCUGUUUGUGCUGGGAUUGAAUCUAGGGCUUCCUGUCCAUGCAUUCUACUGCUUAGGGACAGCCCAAGCCCCUCAAAUACAUACCCCCCCACGCCCAUCAGAUAUAUUAAAGCAAGGAUGAACCACAUGAACCAAUGAAUGAGAUGGGCCAUGCAGAAACCAUAUCUCCUCUUAGACAGCCACUAGUUCAGGAUGAGUCCCACUUUGGGGACCUAAUAUACGUACCCCUAAUUGCCUUCCAAAGGCCCGUUUCCAAGUCCCACCACUACUGUAUGUUAGGACUUCAGUGUAGGAAUCUGGGGAGGAUAAAAAUGCUGAGUCUGUAAUAGGCGGGAAAGACUAGCUUGGGAAUUAGUAAGCUUGAUCUCUUAAGAAGGUUUAUUAAUAAAUCAGAUGAGCAUACAAAGCAGCGGGCGUCACAGUGGCUGCUUCAUACGUAUGUGCUGUUAUACUUGGUUCUCAUUCACGCCCCCCUCCCCACAAUAAGCUUGUUCCUGAAGGAAGAUGUAAUGAAUGUUAGAAUUCUAAAACUGAAGAGAUUUUUUUUUUUAAAGUCUGAAUACAGGAUAUUUGAUGAACUUUAAUAGUUAUUUGUUUUGGUAUACAGUAUGUUUUAAAUGCCUAUAGUCUUGAAAAGAAACUUUUCUUUGUUAUAAACUGGGUGGAUAAUAAACUUGUGAUUUAAAUGUCAGAAAAUUCAUUGCUUUUCAACUUACAAAGCAUUUAGUGUUUUGCUUUGUUAAUAUUAGAAAAACUUUAUGUAAUACCCAGCUUCAAAGGACAGAAAAACAUGCGCUGCCAUAAAGGUCUAUUCAGGCUUCAAGCAAAACCAAACCAAAUGUAAUUCAUCCACAAGACUGAACUGGAAAUAAAGCGGGUAUGUGAAUUCA
This is a messenger RNA of Peromyscus californicus insignis, 4343 nucleotides long. Its product is annotated as RNA polymerase-associated protein LEO1-like. Lineage: Eukaryota; Metazoa; Chordata; Mammalia; Rodentia; Cricetidae. The transcript is spliced from 9 exons. Gene Ontology annotation, cellular component: nucleus; Cdc73/Paf1 complex. Bases 2390 to 3409 code for a protein of 339 amino acids. Gene Ontology annotation, molecular function: RNA polymerase II C-terminal domain phosphoserine binding. Gene Ontology annotation, biological process: transcription elongation by RNA polymerase II; positive regulation of transcription elongation by RNA polymerase II. The record is from RefSeq and is a predicted model, not a curated record.